Prunus dulcis (almond) is the source of this 1895-nucleotide messenger RNA. RefSeq lists its product as uncharacterized. The transcript is spliced from 5 exons. NCBI's taxonomy places the organism in Eukaryota, Viridiplantae, Streptophyta, Magnoliopsida, Rosales, Rosaceae. The coding region runs from base 351 to 1895 and encodes 514 amino acids. Gene Ontology annotation, molecular function: protein binding. The record is from RefSeq and is a predicted model, not a curated record.
GCUUCGUUCACUUCUUCGAACGAAGGAAGCUUCGUUCAUCUCUUUGAACGAAACGAGUUUCGUUCACCUCUUCGAACGAAGCUCAGUAUGAUGUGGUUCCAGAUCUUCUUUUUCGAUUCUUCUGAGCUUAGUAUGGCGUAGAUUGGAGUUCUAUUGCUUCAAUUUCUUUUUCUUUCUUGUUUGAUUUGGUGAUUUUUGGAUUGAUAUGCGCUGCAUGAGACUCGAUUGGAGCUUGGUGAGAUCUGUGAUCUUCGAUUUUUGAGAUUCGUUUUGAUUGUGGAUUUGCUCUUGUGUUUUGGUUUGAGCUGUGGUGAAAAAUUUGUGUUAUUCGAUUUAAUUGAGAGAUAUAUAUGGAUGAUUCGAGAGUGGCGAAGUGCACCUAUGGUGCUGGAACUUUAAUGCUUAUUUUGUCUUCAACUACUACUUUUGAUUGGUUGUCCAACGAGUUGUGUAGUAGGUUUAAGCUUAAGUUAGGUCAUUUUGAGUUGAGGUACUCUUUUAUGGAUUGCUCCAAUUGUUUGUUGGAAUCGGACGAUGAUUUGAAAAUCAUGUUUAUGGUAUGUGGACUGAUGAAGGAUCAAUUAAUUCACAUUGCUGUUAGGGAUAAGGCUGUAGUGAAUCAUGUUCAAACUGUUAAUACGAACAUGAUUGCUUCUCCUUUUUUGUUGGAGUCUGCUCCUAACAAUUACAGUUUUGCACAAGAUGAGGAUACAUGUAAAGAUUCAAGUCAAACUGGUAGUAUUGUUGAUUCAAGUGCUGCUUCUUCUUCUUGUUUGAGUAUGGAUUUUGAUGGUAUUAGCAGUGAGUUUGGAAAUGAAUAUUUAGGCAAAUAUGGUAGUUGUGGAGGGCGUAAAUAUUUGUCUACUGAUUGGGAGGGUUAUAUUACUCAUGAGGGUCAGAAGUUUGAGGGUGGAGUUUGUGAAUUCCGUGAUAAGUUGGCUAAGUACGCGAUUGAGAAUGGUUUUAAGAUGAAGUAUUUGAAGAAUGAGCCUCGUCGUGUUACUGCUGUGUGUGCUAAGAAGGAAUCAAAUGGCUGUGAGUGGAAUGUGCAUGCUGUUAAGUCUAAUGUAAAUGGAUUUUUCUAUAUUAAGAAUUUAAAUAAUGUACACAGUUGUAGUGGUUUGAUCCGUGAGAAGAGAAAUAAGGCAAUGGGGUCUCGUUUGGUGUCUUCAAUUGUCAAAGAUAAAGUUCGUAGCAAUCCUUUGGUAAGGCCUAUUGAGCUAAUUACUGAUUUGAAAGAAAAUUAUGGAUUGGAUGUCCCUUAUCAUGUUGCGUGGUAUGGGAAGGAGUCGGCUACUAAGGAUUUACAUGGUGAUGAGGAGUUGUCUUAUGCUCACCUGCCUUGGUAUGUUGAUGUUUUGAAGGCCAGCAAUGUCGGGUCUCAUUGUGUGCUUGACUGUGGCGAGGAUGGUUCUCGUUUCCAGCGGAUCUUUAUAUGUUAUAAGGCCUCCAUUGAUGGUUUUCGAUGGUGUAGGCCUAUGCUGUUUAUUGAUGGUACUUUCGUUACAAACAAGUACAAGGGUACUCUUCUAGGAGCUACUGCAAAGAAUGGGAAUAAAGAGGUAUUCCCUUUUGCCUUUGCUAUUGUAUCCGGUGAAACUGCUGACAAUUGGAGGUGGUUUCUGCAAAGGAUAUCUGAAGUUUUGGUGGAUGAAGGUAGGCAACUUACAUUCAUUUCUGAUAGGCAUGGUGCUAUUAUCGAUGCUGUUAGGACUGUUUUUCCUGCUUCUGCCCAUGGUUUUUGUCUAUAUCAUUUGAAAGAGAACUUGAAAAAGAAGUAUCCGCAUUCUGUUGGGAAUGAGGAAUCUGGUUUUCUUGAUUUUAUCUUUUCUGCUUCACCUUCUUUCUCUUCUAAUUUAUCUUCUUCACUCUGCAGUUCUUGCGCUAAUUUUUGA